Geodia barretti is the source of this 1755-nucleotide messenger RNA. NCBI's taxonomy places the organism in Eukaryota, Metazoa, Porifera, Demospongiae, Tetractinellida, Geodiidae. The record is from the annotation of a GenBank genome assembly.
AUGACCUCGAUGCCUGUGCUGCAGGUGUCCGAUCUCUCUCUCACAUAUCAGAUCAGGCAGGGAGAGGUGAAGGCCGUGCAGGGUGUGGGCUUCGAGCUGGCGCGGGGGCAGUCGCUGGGCCUGGUGGGCGAAUCCGGGUGCGGCAAAUCGUCGGUCGCCAACUGCCUGAUGGGACUGCUGCCAGACAACGCCCGCGUGACUGGCGGCCGGGUGUUGUUGGGCGGCGAGGAUAUCCUGUCCCUCUCGGAAGAGGACCUUCGCAAAUAUCGCUGGCGUCGGAUAGCCAUGGUAUUUCAGGCCGCAAUGAACGUGCUUGACCCGGUGUACAGGGUCGGCCAGCAGAUCAUCGAGGCCAUCGAAGCUCACGGCAUGGAGACGACCGACUCAAAGGCGAGGCAGAGGGUCGCGGACUUGUUCCGUAAGGUUGGCCUCGAUCCCCAAUUGAUGGACAGGUAUCCCCACGAAUUCAGCGGGGGAAUGCGGCAGCGGGCGGUGAUUGCCAUGGCCCUGUCCUGCGAACCGGAUGUGAUCAUUGCGGACGAGCCAACAACGGCCCUGGAUGUGAUUGUCCAGGACCGCAUCCUGAGGGAGUUCAAGAGCAUCCAGAUGGAAAACGACAUGGCCGUCAUAUACAUCAGCCACGACAUCGCCGUGGUGGCCGAGGUCACCGAUCUCGUGGCCGUGAUGUACGCUGGCCAUAUCGUGGAAUCGGGGUCAACCGCAGAUGUGCUGACCGCGCCCCUUCAUCCCUAUACGGCAGCGCUCAUGUCUUCGUUUCCAAGCGCACCCUCUGGACGAAACAAUAACGCCGCCCGCCGGUAUGAGCUAAUGCUGAACGACGACCGGGUCUCGCAGGCUAUGCCUGAACUGGCAGGUGGAACGGGCCCCAUCAUCGAGGUUGAGGGACUGAUCAAGCGGUUUCCUGUCUCGAAGAACCUGUUCAGGAAACCCACCGGUUUCAUUCACGCCGUGGACGACGUCUCCCUUACGCUCGCACGCGGGGAGAGCCUGGGCGUUGUCGGCGAGUCCGGCUGCGGAAAGACGACUAUCGGCAAGCUGCUGGUCAAGCUGUUGGAUCCUGACGAGGGCAGAAUUCGGGUCCGAUUCCCCGCCAGUUCCAACGUAGAUGGCACGGAAAUGCGUGAGUUCCGCCGCCACGCCCAGAUGAUUUUCCAGGACCCAUACGAGUCAAUGAACCCAAGGAGGACCAUCUACGACAUCGUUUCGGAACCGCUGGCGGUGCAGAAAAUCGGCAGCGUGAUGGACCGCGUGGAACGCGUCAGCGAAACCUUGACGUCCGUGGGUUUGACCCCGGCAGCCGACUUCCUGUUCCGCCAUCCCCACGAACUGUCGGGUGGACAGAGACAGCGGGUAGCGAUUGCUCGGGCGCUGGUAAUCCGUCCACGGUUCGUGGUGGCCGACGAGCCGACAUCCAUGCUGGACGUUUCCAGCAGGACCGGGAUCAUGCUUCUGAUGCAGCAAUUGGCCCGUGAUCUGGGAAUCGCGUACCUUUAUGUCACCCAUGACCUGGCGGUGGCCCGGUACAUGUGCGACCGCAUCGCCGUUAUGUAUCUGGGAAAGGUGGUGGAGCUGGCCGAGACCGAGGAGUUGUUGCGGAAUCCGCUACACCCAUACACCAAGGCCCUGCUGUCGGCGGUUCCAGUCCCCGACCCGGGACACCGCCGGGAACCUCCCAACAUCCGCGGAGAUCUGACCUUGACGGUCAAUCCACCGGAUAGGUGCCGGUUUUUAUGA